CCACCAUGACCUCGCAGGCCGACGGCGACCGCGGCGUCAGCAUCCAGCAGUGGGGCGCCCGCGACAGCAGCCGCCACAACCCCGCCGCCUACUACGCCCCCGAGCCCGCCCACCCCCGCGCCUCGUCCGACCAGGCCUCAGUGCACUCGAACGACUCGCGCGCCCGCGGCAGCAGCAUCUACUAUCCCAAGUCCACCGCCAACUCUCAGUCCACCUUUGCCUCGCUCGGGCUCGACUCGGGCAGCCUGCUCCCCAUGGCUGCCUCCACCCCGCGCGACUCGCACCGCACCCUGCUGCACGCCGGCCAGGUCUCGCCCUUUGGCUCCAAUGCCACCCUCGGCCAGCGCGGCUUCGACAUCGAGCGCCCGCCCGACCACGUCGUCGAGAAGGAGUUCAUGAACCUGAUGGUCAAGCGCGGCUGGAAGAGCCUGCCCGAGCAGGCCCGCCGCCAGAUGGAGGCCUACAAGAUCGACAAGAAGUGGACCCUCGUCUACCAGGACAAGCUGGCCGAGCACAAGCACGAUGAGAAGAAGCGCCAGACCCAGCGCAACACCGGCGUCUACGGUGGCGGCGCCAACCCCGACAUCCUGAUCCGCGCCGAGGAGGAGGGCUCGCCCGAGUGGUAUGUCAAGAAGGUCAUGGACAACUCCAUCACCAACAAGCAGAUGUCAAGUCUGGAGAUCAGCCUGCGCACCCAGCCCAUCGCCUGGGUGCGCGGCUUCAUCGAGGCCCAGGGCCAGAUUGCCCUGACCAACGUCCUGACCAAGAUCAACCGCCGCAAGGGCACCGGCCCAGCGCCCCCGCCGAGCACCUUCAACCAAAAGACCGAGAACGACGUCGAGCGCGAAUACGAGAUUGUCAAGUGCUUGAAGGCCUUGAUGAACAACAAGUAUGGCGCCGAUAACGCCCUGGCCCACCCGUCCAUCAUCCAGGCCCUCGCAGGCUCCAUGAUCUCCUCGCGCCUGAACACCAGAAAGCUCGUCUCCGAUGUCCUGACCUUCCUGUGCCACUGGGGCGAGGGAGGCGGCCACGAAAAAGUCCUCAACGCACUCGAUAACCUCAAGGCCCAGUAUGGCGAAAGCGGCCGCUUCGACGCCUGGAUGCGCGUUGUCGAAGUCACAGUCGAUGGGCGCGGCAAGAUGGGAUCCAUGGUCGGCGCCUCUGACGAAGUCCGCAGCGGUGGCAUUGGAGUCGAGAACCUGCUGAUGGAAUACGCGAUCGCGACGCUGUUCUUCAUCAACAUGAUCGUCGACGCCCCGAAACGCGAUCUGCAGCUCAGGAUGCACAUUCGAGCGCAGUUCACCGGCUGUGGUAUCAAGCGCAUCUUCAAGAAGAUGGAGGGCUUCCAGUACGAUGUCAUCGACAAGCAGAUCGAGCAGUACAUGGCCAACGAAGCUGUCGACUACGAGGAUUUCCUCGAGCGCGAGAACAGCUCCAUCGUGGACAGCGUCGACGGAGGCGAGACCAAAGACCUCAACGACCCGUCCCAAAUCGCCGAUGCCAUCAAUACCAAGAUCGGCGGGACUCGUGCGCAAGACUACUUCUUGUCUGCUAUGCAGCAUUUACUGCUCAUUCGCGACACGGAGAGCGAAGAUCGCAACAGAAUGUUCCAGCUUGUGGAUUCGAUGCUGAGCUACGUGGCUAUGGACCGCCGACUGCCAGACAUGGACCUGAAACAAAGCCUGAACUUUACUGUUCAGUCUUUGCUGGACAAGCUGUAUACUGACGGAGAGGCUCGUCAGAUCCGAGACGAAGCCAGUGCUGCGCGACAAAUCGCCGACUCGGCCAUUGCCGAGCGUGACGAGGUCAGAGCCGAACUCGAGUUGGGCGCGGAUGGCCUAGUCCAAAAGCUGCAGAAGCAGGUCGCAGAGCAACAGCGCAUCAUCGAUCUCCGUGGCAGGCAGGUCGAGCAAAUGAAGGCCGAUCUUGCUGAGAUGCAACGAAUACGGGCACAAGAGCUACAGCGCAAUGAGCUGGAAACGCGUGAGCUGUACCUCAUGCUAAGAGAUGCUCAAGACGUCGCUGCUGCUGCCUCUAAGAAGACUGGCAAGGAUGGCCUGGGCGCUACAGAUCCAGAGCAGAUGCAGGGCAUCAUGGAUCGCGAGCGCUUGAUGAACAGGCUCGAGAUUCAGCUCCAGCGCGCAAAGACUCAGGCUACGCUCGAAGGGAAGACUCUGCAAAUGGUGCAGCCAAGCGAGAAGCUGCGUGAGCUUAGGGAGAAGAUGGAGGGUGGGGUGGGCGAGAUGCCAGAAGGCUACGGUGAAGGUCUGCAGCCCAACGCUUUUGGAUCAGUACGAGCGAAGAGUGGCGUGCCCCGCAGGAAGCCGGUACCUGGUGUGAAUGGCGACGACGAGAUCAUGUACGAUGUCAAUGACGAUGAUGAGGAUGCCAUUAUUGAGACGCCGCGCCUUAUCCAGAUGCACAAGCCAAAGCUCAGCACGUCGACCGCCAACGCCCUCAUGGGCGAGAUCGCAUCCACGGUGCCAAAGUUCGAAGGCGAUGAAGCAGCACCGAACGGUGCUCCGGCUGGAGUAAUUCCACCACCUCCACCGCCGCCGCCUGGCGCCCUUGGAUUCCCCACUGGGCCCGCUGGAAUACCUCCUCCACCGCCACCUCCUCCUGGUGCUCUUGGAUUCCCUGCCAACAUACCUCCGCCGCCACCUAUGCCCGGCACUAAUGCUAAUAUCCCUCCUCCGCCUCCACCGCCGCCUCCUGGCAAGCUCGGCUUCGGCGCACCUGGAAUCCCACCACCGCCACCAAUGCCUGGCGCUCCUCCGAUGCCGGGCGACGGCAGCAUGCCUCCUCCUCCACCGCCUCCUAUGCCAGGUAUGAAGCGACCUGGCUUCCUCCCCAAGGGUUUCUCCAACGCCCCAGGGUCCAUGGCUAUGUCAGGACCUCGCCCGAAGAAAAAGAUGAAGGCGCUUCAUUGGGACAAAGUCGACUCGCCAAAUUCCACUGUAUGGGCUACACAUGGCCUUACCGCGGAAGAGAAGGAAGAGAAGUACCAAGAAUUGUCGAAGAAGGGUGUGCUUGACGAAGUCGAAAAGCUCUUCUUGGCCAAGGAAAUCAAGGCUAUUGGCAAGAAGGGCUCGAAGAAGGAGGAGAAGAAGCAAGUCAUCUCCCGCGAUCUGAUGCACAAUUUCCAAAUCAGCAUGGCCAAGUUCUCGCAAUUUACUGUUGACGACAUAGUCCAGAUGAUCAUCCACUGCGACAAGAAGAUUCUGGAUGAUCUUGUGGUCAUGGAGUUCCUACAGAAGAACGACUUUUGCGACGUUCCAGACAACACCGCGAAGCUCAUGGCGCCAUACUCCAAGGACUGGACUGUGCCUAAUCCUGCGGAAACCAAGCGCGAACAAGACCCCAACGAACUUACACGGGAGGAUCAGAUCUACUUGUACACGGCGUUCGAACUUCAUUACUACUGGAAGAGUAGGAUGAGGGCGCUUGCUCUCACGCGCACGUUCGAGACCGAAUACGAUGAAAUCUCGAACAAGCUUCUCGAGAUCUCACGUGUUUCAGAUAGUCUACGCAGCUCGUCCAGUCUGAUCAGCGUCCUGGGUCUCAUUCUGGACAUUGGUAACUUCAUGAACGACGCAAACAAGCAAGCCAAUGGUUUCAAGCUGUCCACGCUGUCUCGUCUGGGUAUGCUGAAGGACGACAAGAACGAGUCUACCUUCGCCGAUGUGGUUGAACGUAUUGUGCGCAAUCAAUACCCCGGUUGGGAGGGUUUCACCGAUGAGAUUGGCGGCGUUGUCGCAGCACAGAAAAUCAAUGUCGAGCAACUCCAGACCGACGCAAAGAAGUACAUCGACAACAUCAAGAACGUUCAGAUGUCGCUCGACGCAGGCAACCUGUCUGACCCCAGCAAGUUCCACCCUGAAGACAAGGUUUCUAUCAUAGUCCAGCGCAGCAUGAAGGAAGCCAGAAGAAAGGCAGAGCAGCUGCAAGUCUUGCUUGAAGACAUGCAGAAGAGUUACGACGACAUCAUGGCAUUCUACGGCGAAGACCCUACCGACGACUCGUCCCGCCGCGAGUUCUUUGCGAAGCUGGCCAACUUCGUCCAGGAGUGGAAGAAAUCAAAGGAGAAGAAUACAGGCCUUGAAGAGCAACAUCGCCGCAACGAGAUCUCUAUGCGCCGCAAGCAGCAGCAACAAGUUGCGUCGCCCACUGCUACCUCGGAUGACGGAGCUCCCAAGUCGCCUGCUAGUACCGGAGCCAUGGAUGAUCUGCUCCAGAAACUACGUGCUGCGAAGCCCGAAGCCAGAGAUCAGCGUGAUCGCCGCCGACGUGCCCGCCUCAAGGACCGCCACCAGGUGCGCGUUGCGUCCGGCCAGCAGAUCCCCGAGAUCGGUGUCAACGUGGAGGAGGAGGGAGCUGCUGAAGGGGAGGGUGAAGGGGCCGCAGAGAAGAUGAACCUGCUCAGCCCGACAAGCGAGACAAACGAAUCGGAAACAAGCGUCGGUACGAGUCUUGUCAGUCCUACAACGCCAGGCGCAGAUGUCGCAGAUCGUGCGGCCGCCAUGCUGGAAGGUUUGCAACGUCCGGACAGCGUGAACAAAGACGGUUCUCUGAGCGUACGCCGACGCCGUGAAUCCGCGGAUAGCGAGCGCGAGAGGAGGAGGCGGAGAAGACAGUUAGCGACGAGCAAAGCAAGCGAUGAUGGCGGGCUCAUGAGCCCGAGCAUCCCCGAGGAAAGAGAGAUGGAUGGCGCGAGUGAUGCCGGGGGUAGCACCGCUGGCGACAGACCGGGGACGAGAGAUGGGCGAGAAGAUGAGCGCCCGGUUACAAGAGGCAGCGACGAGAUGCCGACUACACCGACAACGGUCGUUGUACCACCCAGUCCAGAGCAGAAAGGGAGAGAGUUGCCCACGCCACCGCCUGAAGAGGCGUGAAGCGUAUGCAAUUUGGCAUGUUGAGACAGAUGUCUGCUGUUUGCGGUAGACGUUCUGAGCGUUGGGGGAAUAGAAGGUGUCUGAUUUCGCAAAUACCCGUUCCGUUGUUGUGGGACAUUUUCGAUGUAUACCUUUAACUUGAACGUUGGGCUAGACUAUCUCAGCAUUGUUGGCAUUGCAGGCCAGGCGUUCAGCGGUUUGCAUCGUAGCGCGCAUGUGGGAAAUGGUUAGGAUAUCUGCAUCGCAUACCGCAUACACUAAUGUUUGUUUCCGCCUGCG
Boeremia exigua is the source of this 5171-nucleotide messenger RNA. RefSeq lists its product as uncharacterized. The record is from RefSeq and is a predicted model, not a curated record. The transcript has 2 exons. Gene Ontology annotation, biological process: barbed-end actin filament capping; actin filament bundle assembly; mitotic actomyosin contractile ring assembly. Bases 6 to 4892 code for a protein of 1628 amino acids. Gene Ontology annotation, cellular component: mating projection tip; cell division site. Gene Ontology annotation, molecular function: small GTPase binding; actin binding. NCBI's taxonomy places the organism in Eukaryota, Fungi, Ascomycota, Dothideomycetes, Pleosporales, Didymellaceae.